AUGUCUUCAGCAACAAGUUCGCCCUCCGCCCCCGGCUCACCCACAAGCGUAACCUCAAACAUAUUGACCCCAACGCGAAAAGUUCGGGCUCUGCUUGCCCAGUUCGACGAUUCGGAAUCUGAUACCGCGACUCCCGCCCGUGUUCAACCUUUACAGCAGGUUGCUGCUCCUCGUGAUGCCCUUGAACCGGACAAGGAUGAGCUGGCAAAUACCUCGGAGGAUUCGGAUGAUGAGGACAUCUCAGCACCACAGCGGACCCGUGUUGCAAGCAACAGCACAUCCAGCCCGACAGCUUAUUCCCAGCACGACAAGGAGCAUGCCAGACUUCAGCCUGUCUCCGGCCUAGAUUCUGACCAGGGCGAUGAGGAUUUAAACGACUCAGAAGAAGAUAGCAUCUUCGCAGGGAGACGCACCCCCAAUACGAACCCGACAGGCACGCCUGCACAACGAUCACCUUCUCCUCUAUUCUUUCCCUCUCCCAAAGAGAAAAAGUCGAAAUUCCUUGCUCUCGUUGAGAAGCACAGACAACAACGGCUUGAAAAAGAAGCUGAAGAAAGAGCCAAGCAGGCUGCCCGUGAUGAGAUGCUGAAGUCUCAAGAAGCAGAGCAUCGCAGAAUCCGUGGUUCGAGCCCGGCAGAUGACACGGAGGAGGAGAGCGAUGCCUCUGAGGGAGGGAAGAAGCUGUCAAAGCACGCACGUCCAACACGCAAGGCUAGCAAGAAGGCCAUUGAAGAAAUGAACCGCGAGACACAGAGGAUAAGUCGGAACAUGCAACUGGCACAUCAAGCGCGGACGAAAAAGAAAAUAACCAAGGACAGUUUGUUGGCUCGGUUUAACUUUUCAGCCGCCAAACACCCCCCCAAGCAAGACAACGAGCACUGCCCUACCAGCAGCUCCAGAGCCGCAUCGGAUAAUGAAGGGAAUAGUGUCCACGAGACACCUCCCACGAGCCCGGUUUCGGAAGAUGCCAUCCACUACCACAAGGAGGUCCCCAUUGAAGCAUCUAACAAGGGUAAAGAAAGAGCACCUUCUAUGGAAUCCGUUGGACAAGAACUGCAUGCCCAUCAAUUGACGGUCCUCGGCACGGGCGCUAUGGACGAGCAGACACUGAAACCUACCGUCAAGCCGUCAGAAAAGUCAACCCGGUCUAAGAUCCUGUUGACCGCAGCGACUGUGUCGGACGCUGAUAGUUCUGAUUCUGAUUCUGAUCUCGAAGUGGUCAUGUCCCGUGGCGACAUGCGCAAAUAUGCGGCGUUCGAGCACUUGCCCUCGCGAAAAGCCAAGGAGGCUCCGUCGCACCUCGCUCUGCGUUCGCUUGCAAAUCUGAUAGGUGACGAUCUCAAGCAUUCCAUAAACGCAGCCGAAAUGGAAGCAUCGUUACGAAGGGCAGCUCGGGCGCAGGCACGGCAAGAAAGAAACCAGAGAAUUGAAGAACUGAAAGCAAAGGGAGUAGUAGUGCAGACAGCAGAGGAGAGAGAGCGCGAACAACAGGAGGUAGAGGAUUUAUUGGAGCGAGCGCGACAAGAAGCUGUCGAAAUUCAGAAACGCGAGAAGGCUCUUGCCAAAAAGGACGGUACUUACAACAAGGACAACCUGGACGAUGACGACGAAAGUGACGACGAGGAUUUUGCUGAAGACGAGGACGGCGACCUGGAUGUCGAUUCUGGAGACGAGGAUGGGAGUGAUCUGGAGGCUGAUGAUGACGAUGAGGAAGUGGUGGAAGAUGAGGAAGAGGAUCAAGGCAUAGAGGAUGGUGCAGAACGUGAAAGUAUGGAGGGCAAGCUCCUCGACAAUCAAGCUGAAGAAGAGAACUCAUCCGAGGAUGCCGAUGUUGAAGAAAACGAGCAUUUCGACAUUGGAGUCGAAGAAGGCGGUUUGCAAGCUGGUCCCAUGCCACGAAAAAGCCGAACUACCCGUAUAGUCAGCGACGACGAGGAUGAAGACGUCUUACCUGCAACGCUGCGUUCUCCACAGCUUCCUGCACCUGCAAAGACCCCGUUAUCUAUAUCUCGCUCGGCGAGAAAGCAGAUUCCGGGUCUGCAGAUGUCCGACGACCUUCCGAUCGGGCUGACGCAGGCGUUUGCCGCUACAAUGGCAGAUUCGCAGAGUCAGGCUGAAGCGAACACGCAAGAACAAGAUAGUCUCACCAUGACUGCGGAACUUCCGUCGCCUAACCUUGCAAUGGUGCCAAAACUUUACCGUCUAGAUUCGGUCGACAUGAUCACCGACAGUCAGCCAGCUUCUCAGACGCAACCACUGGACAUCAGCCUAUCAUUUUCUGGGUCUCAAGCAAUGACACAAUCCCCAGCGAACCGUUCCGGUCUGCAUGGCGUGGAUUUUACUCCAUCACAGGCAUAUUUCGAACCUACUCAAGAUGCAGGAUACGAACUGAGUCCGUUCUUGGGAAAUCGCUUUGCUACUGACACUCCUCGACAGCCAGCACCACACUCGACAGUAGAUACCGCCAUAUUUCCAAAUGAUGUGCAAAAUAGCCCCAUUAUGCAAAGAAAAGCGAGACUCAGGCGUGGGCAUGUGACUCUCGAUGAGUCGGAUGAGGAGUUGAGCGAGGCGAAGGAUCUGUCGGCUUUUGAUAUUAUGCAAAGAGCGGCUAAACAGAGGCCUAGCGAAGAUUUCGACAAAACAAAGUCACGGGCACGAGAGGCCAUUGACGAAGCUGCGGAAGAAUCUGAAGAUGAGUACGCUGGCCUCGGGGGAGCCAGUGACGAUGAGGUGAAUGAGGAAGAGAACGAAGAUGACCGCAGAAUGAUUGAUGAGGACACGGAAGUCGGCGUCGGCGAGGCAGCGAAACUGGCGAAGCUCUUCGCAGAUCGUGAGCGUCAACAAGAUGAAGCAGCCGUCUCGAAGUUGCUGAAAGACAUCACGACGGGCGCACUGCGUCGGAAGCGUGGUCACGACGACCUCGAUCUUUCGGAUGAGGAAGAUGCCGCCGUUCGAAGAAGGGAGGCCAAAAGAAGGGAGUUUGCCAAAAUGCGUCGAGAACUGCUCAAAGACGAAGCUGUUGGCAAGAUUGCGGAAGACAAGAAAAAGGAAGCAUUUCUACGAAGCAUUGAGGAUCGGCCAGACAGCGAUGAUGGCGAGGAUGACUUUGCUCCCUCGGAGACCCCUGGCGAGGACGAUUCUCAGGUGAAAGACAGCCAGAACUCGCAGAUGAACGAAGAUAGUGGCGCCAAGGAACGGACGACACAGGCUCCAGCCAUAGGCGGUGCCCAGCCACUCGCAGUCACGGCAGUAUCAAAGCUGAAUACGACUGGGCGAUCGAGCCGUUACAGCAGUGGUUCUCACAACCGACGGCCGGGCACUCUAGCGGAGAUUCGAGAAUCUGUGUCAUUCCUCAUCGAGGAGCCUGAUUCCCAAGCGGGAACCAUCGAUCUUGGUCUUUCCGAUUCGGAGGAUGAGCCCGAGGCAUACGUGGAUCUCGAUCGACAUCUUCACUCUGCCACAGCGGAUGAGAAUGCCGAGGAAGCAGACGAUCUUGGUGAUUUUAUAGUUGCGGAUGGUGAGCAUGACAACGCCGAGGGGCCAUUCAAAAAGCCCGCUUUACCUCGCAGCGAAAGUCGAGCCCCGUUCUCGGAACGGCGGACUGCAGCGAGGACAAAUGUUGUCAACCGGCUGAGCAUGCUCCGUCAAGCAUCGUCAUCUUCCGGGUCCUCUGGCAGUACCAAGAUGGCAUUCUUCAGCACGAACAGCUCGGUCACCGGGUCGUUCAACAAGGUCCCCAGCCUGCUGCGCCGUGCGACGACGAACUCCAGCUUGGGGAGCAUGGCUGGACGGGAUGAGAAUGUCUCCGCGACCGGGGUGGUAACAGGCAAGACUGAGCGAGGCCGAGCCCGUGAUGAGAAGGAGUUUGUCAGGAAAGGCUCUGGCAGUCGACGAACCGCCGUCAACUACAGACCGACGAUUCGCGAGGAGAAGAUGAGCCAGCGAGCGGGUAUUGCGAAGAAGAAGGCGGCCAAAGCCAAGAAGAGUGGAUUCUUGGGAGGUCUCUUUGGCGGAGAUAGUUGGACCUGA
Fonsecaea erecta is the source of this 4029-nucleotide messenger RNA. RefSeq lists its product as hypothetical. Lineage: Eukaryota; Fungi; Ascomycota; Eurotiomycetes; Chaetothyriales; Herpotrichiellaceae. Bases 1 to 4029 code for a protein of 1342 amino acids. Gene Ontology annotation, molecular function: anaphase-promoting complex binding. The transcript has a single exon. Gene Ontology annotation, biological process: mitotic DNA replication checkpoint signaling; activation of protein kinase activity; mitotic G2 DNA damage checkpoint signaling. The record is from RefSeq and is a predicted model, not a curated record.